Messenger RNA from Vidua macroura (Pin-tailed whydah), 2721 nucleotides. Its product is annotated as proto-oncogene vav-like. Gene Ontology annotation, biological process: cell migration; intracellular signal transduction; regulation of GTPase activity. Gene Ontology annotation, cellular component: cytoplasm. Lineage: Eukaryota; Metazoa; Chordata; Aves; Passeriformes; Viduidae. The record is from RefSeq and is a predicted model, not a curated record. Gene Ontology annotation, molecular function: guanyl-nucleotide exchange factor activity; protein binding.
AGGUUUGUCCAGAGGUCAUCCAGUGGUCAUCCAGGGGUCAUCCACUGGUCAUCCACUGGUCAUCCAGGGGCCAUCCAGUGGUCAUCCAGUGGUCAUCCAGUGGUCAUCCACUGGUCAUCCAUUGGUCAUCCAGUGGUCAUCCAGGGGUCAUCCAGUGGUUCCUCACUGGCUGUGGUCCUGCUGAGGUCACACAAGGCAGGGCCUCAGCUGGUGCUGCUCUGGACAGGAGUGGUGACACUGGGAUUUCACCUCCCUCAGGAUCUCAUCUCCACCGGGAUCUCAUCUCCACCAGGAUCUCAUCUCCAUCGGGAUCUCAUCUCCAUCGGGAUUUCAUCUCCACCAGGAUCUCAUCUCCAUCGGGAUCUCAUCUCCAUCGGGAUCUCAUCUCCACCCGGAUCCCAUCUCCAUCAGCUCCUCGCCAGAAGUUGAUGGUUGGAUCCUCUUCCACCAGCUCCCCCACAGAAUUGUAUCCUGCAAGGACCUAAAUGCGUUGAAGUUCAUCCCACCAGGACCCAACUCCAUAGAAAUUCAUCCCACCAGGACCCAGCUCCACAGAAGUUCAUCCCAGCAGGACCCACCACCACCAGUUCUUCCACAGAAGUUCAUCCCGCCAGGACCCACCUCCACAGAAGUUCACCCCAGCAGGACCCACCUCCACCAGCUCGUCCCCGUGUCCCCAUGGAGGUGUGGCGCCAAUGUGCCCACUGGCUGGUGGCCGCGCGCGUCCUGCCCGCGGGCCACCGGGCCAGCAGCCCCGGGGGACAGGUGUGGGACCUGGCGCAGGCGCUGCGGGACGGGGUCCUGCUGUGCCACCUCCUCAACGCCCUCCUGCCCCGCGCGGUGCCACCCCGGGACAUCUGUCCCCGGCCCCAGAUGUCACAGUUCCUGUGCCUGAGGAACAUCCGCACCUUCCUGACCGCCUGCGCCGACAAAUUCGGGCUCCCCAAGCACCGGCUCUUCGGCGCCUUCGACCUCUUCGAUGUCCAGGACUUCGGCAAGGUGAUUGAGACGCUCUCAACGCUCUCCUGGACCCCCAUCGCGCAGAGCAAAGGACUCACGCCAUUCCCGUCUGAGGACAGCGUUGGGGACGAUGACAUUUACAGCGGCCUCUCCGACCUCAUCGAUGACACGGCCGAGGAGGACGAUGACCUCUACGACUGCGUGGAGGCCGAAGGGGACGACGGCGACGACGUCUACGAGGACCUGAUGAGGGUCGAGCCCCCCCCGGCCACGAAGGGGGGCGUGGACCGGCGGCUCUGCUGCCUCCAGGAGCUGCGGCAGACGGAGGAGAGGUACACGGAGACCCUGGAGUCCAUCUGCCAGCACUUCCUGCGGCCGCUGCGGCACUUCCUGAGCCCCCAGGACAUGGAGAGCAUCUUCAUCAACGUGGAGGAGCUGCUGGAGCUGCACCGGCGCUUCCUGGGGGAGCUGCGGGGGGCGCUGGGGGGGCCCGGGGGGGGGCGGGCGCUGCCCCCCCUGUUCCUGCAGUACAAGGAGAGGUUCCUCCUCUACGGCCGCUACUGCAGCCAGGUGGAAGCGGCCGCGCGGCGCCUGGACCAGCUCUCCUCCUGCACCGACCUGCGCAUGAAGCUCCAGGAGUGCUCCCAGCGCGCCAACAACGGGCGCUUCUCGCUGCGGGACCUGCUGAUGGUGCCCAUGCAGAGGGUGCUGAAAUACCACCUGCUGCUCCAGGAGCUGGUGAAGCUGACCCCGGACGCGGCCGAGCGGGAGCGGCUGCGGGGGGCGCUGGACGCCAUGAGGGACCUGGCGCAGUGCGUGAACGAGGUCAAGCGGGACAACGAGACCCUCAAGCAGCUCACGAGCAUCCAGCUGUGCCUGCACAACAUGGUGGGGACCCUCCUGGCGCAGUUCGGGCGCCCCAAGAUCGAUGAGAUGAAGGUCUCCAGUGCCGAGAAACGCUCCAAGGUGGACAGUACGGCUUCCUGCUGGGACAAGGCCCUGAUCAUCUGCAAGCGCCGCGGGGACUCCUAUGAGACCAAGGAUGUGGUGGACCUCCAGAGCCACCAACUGCACGAUGGUGGCCUCGGACCCCGCGAUGGCAAGAAGUGGUCCCACACCUUCACGCUGCUGGACGCGGCCGGGCUGCCGGACUACGAGCUCUUCUUCAAGACGAGCGAGCUGAAAAAGAAGUGGCUGGAGCAGUUCGAGAUGGCCCUGUCCAACAUCUUCCCCGAGCACGCCCUGGCUGAUGGACAUGACUUCCAGAUGUUCUCCUUUGAGGACACCACGUCCUGCAAGGCCUGCCAGAUGUUGCUGAGGGGCACCUUCUACCAGGGCUAUCGCUGCAGCCGCUGCCGAGCCCCCGCCCACAAGGAGUGCCUGGGGCGCGUGGGGACCUGCGGGAAGGCUGGAACUGAUCCUGGAGCAGGCGCACGGAAGAACAAAUCGGAGCGGCCGGGACCCGACAAGAAACGGGGGGAGCUGGGACUCCCCAAAAUGGAGAGCACCCAGGGGUACAUCGGGGUGCCCCCCCCCCCGGGGGUCCUGGCCCCCCCCCUGCGCCUCAGCCCCGGUGACGUCAUCGAGGUGACAGCGGCCGAGGCCGAGGAGCUCUGGUGGCAGGGUCGGAACGUGGCCAGCGGGGAGCUGGGCUGGUUCCCCCGAAGCGUCGUCAAAACCGCGCCGCUGCCGGAUCUCUCCGUCUACCCAUGGUCAGUGGUGGGACCCCGAAAUUUGCGCAACCCCAAAUUUCGCAACUGA